Monoraphidium neglectum is the source of this 387-nucleotide messenger RNA. RefSeq lists its product as hypothetical. Lineage: Eukaryota; Viridiplantae; Chlorophyta; Chlorophyceae; Sphaeropleales; Selenastraceae. The coding region runs from base 1 to 387 and encodes 128 amino acids. The record is from RefSeq and is a predicted model, not a curated record. The transcript is spliced from 2 exons.
AUGGGCUUCUUCUCAACCGCGAAGGCGGCCCCGGUCGCAAAUCCGCCUCCUGCAAACGAGCAAGAGCUUGCGGAUGUGAUCGCCACAACGCGCGCCCUGCUUGAUGACGCCUCAGAGGUGGACCGCCUGCUGCGGGUCGGCGGGGAGGAGCCGCUAACGGCCGGGCAGGUCAGGCGUUGGCUCUCCGGCCGCGACUGGGAGCCAGCGCGCGCCGCGCGCGACCUCGCCGCGCAUGCUGCGUGGCGUGCGCAGUACGCGCCCCAGGGGCGUGUCCUGGAUUGCGAGGUGGCCAACGAGCUGGCGCAGAACAAGGUGCUUAUCCAGGGACUGGACCGCAACGGCCGCGCGGUGAUCAUGGUGCUCGGCGCGCAGCACGUCCCGAGGUGA